CUGCAUUCUUCUGACGUCACAUUUAUCCGACGCAAAUACAGAUCGUGCUUUGAGCAUUGGGUCAGAUAUUGAAAACAUACGUGCGGUAGGAGACGAGCUAUUUUAAGAAAUGUUGUGUUAUAACACAUUUGUAUUAUGGUUUUAAUAUCGGCGGACUUUUAACGAAGAAUUUAUAGAAAAUCGCGGGAUAUAAGAGGGACGACGCAGGAAGAAUUGUGCCAGACGUUUCUAUAGCAUAACGUUACAGCUAAGGAGGAUGAACGUGAAAUCUGUCUGGCUGCUGGUUCUUUCCAUCUCUAUUGGGGUCUGGUCAGUGCCUAUUGAUCGCAAUGUAGGCAACCAGGAAGCUAAAGAGGAAGUGCAGGAGGAGAACGGGGACACUGGCCUGUACUACGACAGGUAUCUCAGAGAGGUGAUUGAGGUUUUGGAAACAGACCCUCACUUCAGAGAGAAACUGCAAACAGCAAACACAGAAGACAUCAAGAAUGGUCGUCUCAGUAAAGAGCUGGACCUGGUCAGUCACCAUGUCAGGACUCGCCUGGAUGAGCUGAAGCGUCAGGAGGUUUCUCGCCUCAGGAUGCUGCUCAAGGCCAAACUGGACAGCACCAACAUACAGACCCUGCAGAUGGACCACGCCUCCCUGCUGAAGCAGUUUGAACAUCUGGAUCCCCACAAUCAAAACACUUUUGAGGCCAAAGACCUUGAGCUGCUGAUUUCGACGGCCACCAAGGACCUGGAGAACUACGACGCUGAGAGACACGAGGAGUUCAAACGCUAUGAAAUGCUGAAGGAGCACGAGAGACGGGAGUACCUGAAGGGCCUGGACCAGGAGAAGAGGGAGAGAGAGGAGAAGAGAAUGCAGGAGCUGAAGGAGAAACACCGCCAGCACCCCAAAGUCAAUGCUCCGGGUAGUGUUGCUCAGCUACGGGAAGUCUGGGAGGAGACGGACGGACUGGAUCCUCAGGAGUUCAACCCCAAAACAUUUUUUAAACUGCAUGAUACAAAUGAAGAUGGUGUUUUAGAUGAGCAGGAAUUGGAGGCUCUCUUCACUAAAGAGCUGGAGAAGGUCUAUGACCCAAAGAAUGAGGAAGAUGAUAUGAUGGAGAUGGAGGAAGAAAGGCUGAGGAUGAGGGAGCAUGUCAUGAAGAAUGUGGAUGCAAAUAAAGAUCGUCUCGUCAGCCUGGAGGAGUUCCUCAAAUCCACCGAGAAGAGGGAGUUCAAUAAUCCCAAAGAGUGGGAGACUCUGGACACCAAGCCGGCGUACACGGACGAAGAGCUCCAGCGAUUUGAGGCUGAGCUCAGGGACAAGGAGGAGGAGCUGAAGAGGAGGGCGGAGACUCUGCAUCAGGAGCAGGAGCUGCUGAAGGAGAGAGGCAAAGCCCUGGAGGCCCAGAGGAGAGAGUACCAGCAGGCAGUAUUAGAGAUGUCCCAGAGACAGAAGGAACAGCAGGCAGCAGACGGGCAGCCUCCUGCAGGUCCUCAUGGAGAACUACAGUUCCAACCAGAGAUACAAAAAGGGGAAGAUAAAGAGGCAAAAGCUCCAGCUGAACACGAAGCCGAGGCCCAUAAUAAUCUGCCUGCAGAGCCUCCACAGAAUCUGCCUAUACACACUUAAUGCAGCGUGCUCUGACAGCCUUAACACACACACACACACACACACACACAUAUUCUGAUUUGCACUGACACAGAUAUCCAGAUGGGUUCUACAAACAGAAUUAUGUGAACUGUAUGUAUAAAUUCAGACAGACGUGGCUUGUGAAUCAUGACAUAUUGUACUGUGUGUUCAUUUCUGUGGUCUACAUUAGAUUAAAGAUCUCAAAACAACAGAUAACACUAUAUGUAUUUUCAGAAGUCUUCAGUUUCAGUGAAGUUUUCAUUAAUGCGAGGUCCUCAGUGUAAACUCAUAAACAUCUUCAAAUAAAGUCUUGAUUUUAAAACCUCUAAA
Messenger RNA from Siniperca chuatsi (mandarin fish), 1945 nucleotides. RefSeq names its product nucleobindin 1 (gene nucb1). Bases 257 to 1615 code for a protein of 452 amino acids. The record is from RefSeq and is a predicted model, not a curated record. The transcript has 13 exons. NCBI's taxonomy places the organism in Eukaryota, Metazoa, Chordata, Actinopteri, Centrarchiformes, Sinipercidae. Gene Ontology annotation, cellular component: endoplasmic reticulum-Golgi intermediate compartment; extracellular exosome. Gene Ontology annotation, molecular function: calcium ion binding.